Molecule: messenger RNA, 6563 nt
Organism: Salvelinus fontinalis (brook trout)
Lineage: Eukaryota; Metazoa; Chordata; Actinopteri; Salmoniformes; Salmonidae
Product: sodium/potassium-transporting ATPase subunit beta-1-interacting protein 3-like
Exons: 7
Coding region: 276-902 (208 amino acids)
Biological process (GO): regulation of sodium ion transport
Source: RefSeq, a predicted model, not a curated record
UCCCCCUUCUUGCCCCGCUACACACACACACACACAUACACGAGUGCUAGCGGUAGUAGGCUAUCAACUCAAGUUACCCCUCUCACACACAAAGCGAUAAUUUUGGGGAAAGAAAAUGCAUGGGACGCCAGUGCCUGGAGCUUACAGACACAGUUUUCACCGUUGACCGAGCUUGAAGCCAUUCGUUGCACUGAAAGGUCCUUGCCAUAGUGAACCAGUCUAGACCGUUGUGUGUGUUUUCAUCGUUUCUCGAGUGAUAUUUGGGUUUUGACACAAUGGGGUGCUGCAGCGGCCGAUGCACGCUCAUCUUUCUUUGCACGAUCCAGCUGUUGGUGGCAUUGGAGAGGCAGGUGUUUGACUUCCUGGGGUACCAGUGGGCGCCCAUCCUGGCCAACUUCUUCCACAUCAUCAUCGUCAUCCUUGGCCUCUUCGGCACCAUACAAUACCGACCACGCUACAUUGUAGUAUACACAGUGUGGAUGGCUCUCUGGGUGGCCUGGAAUGUCUUCAUCAUUUGUUACUACCUGGAUGUGGGAGACUUGACCAAGGACAGUGACCUGCUGACGUUUAACAUCUCGGCUCACCACUCGUGGUGGAGGGAACACGGUCCAGGGUGUGUGAGGAGAGAGAUGACCCAGCCAGGGGUGGGGACCGUGGACAGCCAGUCCUACAUCUCUGUCAUGGGCUGUCUCAUGGAGUACCAGUACAUAGAGGUCCUACACAGUGGAACACAGAUCCUCAUCGCUCUCCUGGGCUUCGUGUACGCCUGUUACGUCGUCAGCGCCAUCACUGAAGAGGAAGACAGCUUUGAUUUUGUUGGUGGAUUUGACCCCUUCCCCCUCUACCAUGUCAAUGAGAAACCAUCCCAUCUCCUCUUAAAGCCCAUGUAUCUGUCUACGUAAAUAGGGCGGCAGCCGACGCCGGGAUUUCCCAUGGAAACAAAAUAGCUGCUCUGACUGACACAACAACAGUCCCAGAAUGCACUGCGGCAGGCCAGACAUUCCUCUGAUUCUCUACUUCUUUAUUUCAUCUCUUCAGUACUUCAAACAUGUAAAUUACUGGUGUUCUGCUUAUGACUGUACUUCACAGUUCUGUUCUGUUGUUAGUGGGAGGGAUGGCGGGGAUAGGAUUAGGGUUGGGGGAUAGGGAAGAAGGGAGGGAAGGAGGGAGGGAGGGGGCGGGGUAAUUACUGUGUAACAUGGGCCUGAACUCUUUUUGUGUACUCAUAUCAAUUAUUUAUCUAGAACUACAAACGGCAUCCAACAACCGAGACUUACAGUACCUGCUGUACAUAUAUAUAUACAUAUAUACAGUGGGGAGAACAAGUAUUGGAUACACUGCCGAUUUUGCAGGUUUUCCUACUUACAAAGCAUGUAGAGGUCUGUAAUUUUUAUCAUCGGUACACUUCAACUGUGAGAGACGGAAUCUAAAACAAAAAUCCAGAAAAUCCCAUUGUAUGAUUUUUAAGUAAUUAAUUUGCAUUUUAUUGCAUGACAUAAGUAUUUGAUACAUCAGAAAAGCAGAACUUAAUAUUUGGUACAGAAAACUUUGUUUGCAAUUGCAGAGAUCAUACGUUCCCUGUAGUUCUUGACCAGGUUUGCACACACUGCAGCAGGGAUUUUGGCCCACUCCUCCAUACAGACCUUCUCCAGAUCCUUCAGGUUUUGGGGCUGUCGCUGGGCAAUACGGACUUUCAGCUCCCUCCAAAGAUUUUCUAUUGGGUUCAGGUCUGGAGACUGGCUAGGCCACUCCAGGACCUUGAGAUGCUUCUUACGGAGCCACUCCUUAGUUGCCCUGGCUGUGUGUUUCGGGUCGUUGUCAUGCUGGAAGACCCAGCCACGACCCAUCUUCAAUGCUCUUACUGAGGGAAGGAGGUAGUUGGCCAAGAUCUCGCGAUACAUGGCCCCAUCCAUCCUCCCCUCAAUACGGUGCAGUCGUCCUGUCCCCUUUGCAGAAAAGCAUCCCCAAAGAAUGUUUCCACCUCCAUGCUUCACGGUUGGGAUGGUGUUCUUGGGGUUGUACUCAUCCUUCUUCUUCCUCCAAACACGGCGAGUGGAGUUUAGACCAAAAAGCUCUAUUUUUGUCUCAUCAGACCACAUGACCUUCUCCCAUUCCUCCUCUGGAUCAUCCAUAUGGUCAUUGGCAAACUUCAGACGGACCUGGACAUGCGCUGGCUUGAGCAGGGGGACCUUGCGUGCGUUGCAGGAUUUUAAUCCAUGACGGCGUAGUGUGUUACUAAUGGUUUUCUUUGCGACUGUGGUCCCAGCUCUCUUCAGGUCAUUGACCAGGUCCUGCCGUGUAGUUCUGGGCUGAUCCCUCACCUUCCUCAUGAUCAUUGUUGCCCCACGAGGUGAGAUCUUGCAUGGAGCCCCAGACCGAGGGUGAUUGACCGUCAUCUUGAACUUCUUCCAUUUUCUAAUAAUUGUGCCAACAGUUGUUGCCUUCUCACCAAGCUGCUUGCCUAUUGUCCUGUAGCCCAUCCCAGCCUUGUGCAGGUCUACAAUUUUAUCCCUGAUGUCCUUACACAGCUCUCUGGUCUUGGCCAUUGUGGAGGGUUGGAGUCUGUUUGAUUGAGUGUGUGGACAGGUGUCUUUUAUACAGGUAACGAGUUCAAACAGGUGCAGUAAUGAGUGGAGAACAGGAGAGCUUCUUAAAGAAAAACUAACAGGUCUGUGAGAGCCGGAAUUCUUACUGGUUGGUAGGUGAUCAAAUACUUAUGUCAUGCAAUAAAAAGCAAAUGAUUUACUUAAAAAUCAUAAAAUGUGAUUUUCUGGAUUUUUGUAUCACAGUUGAAGUGUACCUAUGAUAAAAAUUACAAACCUCUACAUGCUUUGUAAGUAGGAAAACCUGCAAAAUCGGCAGUGUAUCAAAUACUUGUUCUCCCCACUGUAUAUAUAUACAUAGACAGUUCAGCCCUCUGCCUGGCCUCUAGUCUGAAAGGCCACUGUCUAUGGCUCUGUGGGUUGGAUUGUUACUAUGGCUCUGUGGGUUGGUUUGUUACUAUGGCUCUGUGGGGUUGGUUUGUUACUAUGGCUCGGUCUCAGAUCAUCACUGUUGGGCUGAAUUAUAGUUGAGCCUGUGGAAUGGAAUGGGCUGUUGUGUUCUGCCUGUUUACUUUAGGCCACAAUCUGUGCACAUAAAUACACAGGCAAAGCAGGAAGGGGGAGAGGAGGGAACGGGGGAGAGGAGGGAAGAGGGAGAGGAGGGGAAGGUAGGGGUGGUAGGUAGGGGGAAAAAGCAGCCAAACAUACAGAGGAAUUGUUCAAAAAGAGAACCAGAAAAAAAGAAAGAUGGAAAAUAGUUUUGGUCAGGGUUUUGAAAUGCAAACUUAACUUCAUAACAGAGAAAGGGAGAUGAUGUUUAAAGUUUUACAGUAAAAGCACACAGGCAAUAAUGUUUGAGUUUGAGUCUUAACUUUUUCUUAAUCUUACUUACGGUGCUGUGACUGACUGAAUCCUGUCCAAAACAGUUUUGGAAACCACUGAUAUACAGUGUUUCAAUAGACUGAAUCCUAAAUCUGUAGAUGGGUGGAAUGAAAAUAAAUAUUAUUUUAAAUCUUGUUUUACAGUUAUUUUAAUUUUUAAAAAUGUUUUAUUUAACCUUUAUUUAACUAGUUGUUGGUGUGGAAGAUUGAGGUUUAUGUCAGGAGUUAGAUGUGUGUUAAAACUCCGGUCCAGAAACCGAACUGCCUCAAACUACUGUGAGGGUUGAGUUUAAGGUUGAGUGUUUGACAGUUGAUCAUUAGUUAUACACACAGUCGCUGACUGACUUUUUUCAAUCCUAAAUAGUGUGUGAUAUGAGAGGUAGUUUGACUACAUUUCCCAUCCACGGUAUACAAAGAUAUUGAAUGGAGUUUAAAUGUAAAAGUAGCACAAAUAUAGCAAAACAAGAAGACAGAAAUAUACACAGCCUGUUUUCUCUAUCAUUCCAUCUGUAGAUUGUUGAUUCAACUGUGAUCAAUUUUAAUGGUUUGUUUCAUAGCAUGUUUGUAGGGGUUUUGUAUGAUAACCAUGGAUAUGCUGUAUUAUACGGUAAUAACCUAGUGUAUGUUUGGGUCUAUGUUGGAUUGGAGAACAUUUAUCCCACAAUCCCAAAAGACAUACACUUUUGUGCCCAAACUUUAAGAUGGGGGCCAGUUCUUGAGUAUUUGGAGCAUAGAAUUAGAAUUUAGAAUACUGGAAUGGACAUUAACCUUCUUAUGAUGGGAUAAAGGUCAGCCAUUUUGAUCAGGGAGUUGGUCAACCAUGGUUUGCCGGUGCUGUGAUAAGAUAUUGUGUAAAAUAAUGAAUAUGAAGAAUUUUAGAGGAAUGAUUCCAUACUUUUUUUCAAAUGAACUGCCAAUAUCCCAACAUUCCAUUCAAACAAUGCAGUCAAUCCACAACCAUACACUUUCUGAAAUCAGUGGAUGAUAUGACUUAGACAAGUUGUAAAUGCAACAAGUACUUAUAUUGUAUUACAUAAUAGCACUCUCACCUUUACAAGAAAACCAAAAAUUAGACAUUUACAUAUAUUUUAGAGGCUGUGUAUUCCGAAAAUUUGGUAUAAAACCCGUAUAAACUGUAUUUAUUUCUCCCUGACCAAUAAUGGCUACCAUUUUCACCCCAUUCUGGAACUUCAAGGUUUUAUGACAUAGCCCCUCUAGUAAUUUAAUAGUAUCUCUAGCCCCUCUAGUAAUUUAAUAGGAUCUCUAGCCCCUCUAGUAAUUUAAUAGGAUCACUAGCCCCUCUAGUAAUUUAAUAGUAUCUCUAGCCCCUCUAGUAAUUUAAUAGGAUCUCUAGCCCCUCUAGUACUUUAAUAGGAUCUCUAGCCCCUCUAGUAAUUUAAUAGGAUCUCUAGCCCCUCUAGUAAUUUAAUAGGAUCACUUGCCCCUAUAGUAAUUUAAUAGGAUCACUAGCCCCUCUAGUAAUUUAAUAGGAUCACUAGCCCCUCUAGUAAUUUAAUAGGAUCACUAGCCCCUCUAGUAAUUUAAUAGGAUCACUAGCCCCUCUAGUAAUUUAAUAGGAUCACUAGCCCCUCUAGUAAUUUAAUAGGAUCUCUAUGAUUUGGACUUUCUGUUGCAGAUUGUGUAACUGCCUGAGUUUUUGGCUGUGUCCCUUUAGGAGUAUGAUGGAGUUGCCCGUAGACACUGAUCUAAGCUCAGUUUUGUGUUUCAUCUCUUAUGAAGUUUUGAGAAGGGGCAACUGAUCCUAGAUCUGUGUGUAAGAGCACCUUCUACCUGGCCCGUCCCCUUCUGUUUUGUUACUAUGUACCAUUACCGCCUCCUGCUGUUGAAUGUGGUCAUGUACACAUUAAAUACUGCUGAAUAUGUUUGUGUUCUUCACUUGAACAAACCCCUCAGCUUUGUCAUUUAGGCUUUCAUGGCAUAUUGUUUAUUGAUAAGUUACAAAAAAACAGUUAAGGAUAUUUUCCAUUGGCCUACUGGACACUGGACCCCAUAGAAAGGUCCAGGUUACUGCCCUGCAUGUAUGUACGUGUAUAUGGCUGUAUACUUCUUUAUCUCCACGUUAUCCAUGCAGUCUUAUACUUAACAUCGUUCAGAAGAACUCAUGUAUUCCUUUAUUUCUGUAGCCUCUAAACUCAAUUGUUUUUAUUUUUUGUAUAAUUUGUCUUAUCUGCUGAGACAUGAAUGCAAUGAUUUAACCUUUUUUUUUUAUCAAAGCUUGUUUUCUACCUAAUCGAAAGAGCCUUGAACACACAACAUAAGAAGAUUUGAAUUUGGUUUGAUCUCGUUUCCAGCAGCAUCUGAUCAACAUGCUCUUAUCCCGUGUGGUAUUGUGGGUUUGGAAGACAGGCUAUUCAUUUGAUGAUAUUGAAAUCACAGCUCUUUCUCUGAACUGAUAUGAGCUUGAUAGGAAUUCUAUUGUAGAACGGUGGUGCAACAAUAAUGAUAGUAAACCAUGGACUGUCUCAAAUGAUAUCCUAAAGUAGUGCACUAUAUAGGUAAUAGGAUAUCAUUAUUUCAGGAAGGGCAAUAUUAAAGAACAUUCAUAUAGCGAUGUCUUGUGCAGAAUCGACAUUCUGUCAUAGAUAUUGCCAGCUCUAUACAUUACAUUUCUAUCUGUAAUAUUGUAUGUUGCACUCCAGUGAGUAAACCCCAAGUUUAUCAAUACCAAGCCAGGCUUGUCUGUCAGUACUUAUGAACAUACUGUAGGAUCAGCUACAAUUUAAUAACUGUAGCCAGGAUCAUUAUCAGAAAUGAACACACACUGCACCUCAUCUCUUGAUAAAAAAUGAAUAGCUUGAACACAACUAAAGUAAUUUGAUUUACGGGAACAGUUCUUCCUUUUAAUGCAAUACAGCCUUUCCAACAGGGAAUGGAAGAGCCAUACCUGGCAUUAGAGUUGGUUGGGGCCUAUUGUGGUGGCGUUAUGGAUACCACUGAAAAAGAGUCCACCUCUUUGUAGAUAAUUCUGUGUCUUUGUAUAGGAAAGUGGGGGGAAAGCUUUUUGUAUUUUUCUUCAUUUUGUGUCCUCUGUAGUCCCCAUCACGUGACUCAAUUAUGUUAUCCUAUUUGUCCAAACGUGUAAAUAGAAGUUUGUUAAUAAAACAAUGUGUACUUUUAA